Molecule: messenger RNA, 2066 nt
Organism: Mycena citricolor
Lineage: Eukaryota; Fungi; Basidiomycota; Agaricomycetes; Agaricales; Mycenaceae
Source: the annotation of a GenBank genome assembly
CGGGGAGCUGGCCGGGCAUCGUUGCCGGGGACUUGGGUCGGAACCAACGUACAAGAGGGACAGUGUCUCAUGCAUAAUCCAGCAGUCCUAUUUGAAUCCCGGCUCUGGAUACAUCAACUCCGCGUCUGUACCGCGUGAGCGUAGGGUGGGGGAACAGUUCUCCGGAAGCAGAGCGUAAACAGAACCGUAAAAGGACCGCCCAUGGCGCGUGAUGUUGAUUCGGAAAAAUGUCGCGCAGAAAUUAAAAGGAAGUGCGGAGAUUCGGAUGUGGUAGGAUACUGGAUGGAGCAUCGCGGUUCAACGUCAAGCGAACGCGCCGUUUAGCGCGCACCUACUCAGUGCAUACUGUUUCGAUUCAAGGAGUCACGAUCACAUGCCAGCCGAUCAAAAUAAUCCCUUCCUGGUUCAUGCCACGACUCGGACCCCUACCUACGCCGCGCUUAUCUACCUUACGCACUGCCGAGUCCACCCUCAACCGAAUCGCACCGCCCACGCGACCCGUGACCGCCAGUGAGGACGACGAGAGUUUACAAGACCGACUACGACGCCGUCGCCGAACAGAAUGGAAACGCAAACAACGGGGUCAAACAUUCCUCGACAACCUCAUUGUAUCGAUCCGGGGAGGCAGCGGAGGUGACGGCUGCGUCGCCUUUCAUCGCGAGAAAUACAAACCCUUCGGUCCGCCCUCCGGCGGCAACGGUGGGCGUGGCGGGGACGUUUACAUCAUGCCCACCCCCCACCUAACCACACUCUCUGGCAUCGCCAAGCGCAUACGCGGCAACCCAGGCGCCAACGGGCAGGGGACGUGGCAGAACGGGAAGGCCGGCGAGCCGCUCAUCAUACACGUCCCGCUGGGCACCGUCGUGCGCGAGAUCUCUCGGGGCGACACGCGGCGGUCGCCGGACGAGUGGGAGGCGGAGGAGGAGUCGAUGCAGGGCAUGAACACGGGCGAGCGGCUCGAAAAAAUGCGCGACAAUCGCUGGGUGCACUAUCCCCGCUCCGGAGACUCCAACUACACCCGUGACGCGUUCAAGGAGGCUGAACAGUCUCUGUACCGACACGAACGAGAGCGGAGAUACGAACGGCGGCAGCGCGAAAAAGAGGCCCCGAUCUACCUGGACCUGGAGCACGAGAUGCAGCAAGUGCGUGCUGUCGAUGCGCCUCUCGGAGCUCGGCAUCGAGAGCCAUUGGGUCAUCUUGUUGCGGCUGGUGGGCUGGGGGGUCUGGGCAAUCCUCAUUUUCUAGCUCAGUACAACCGGUCUCCGAAAUUCGCCACUCGCGGGCAUCCCGGAGAACGCAUCACUCUCGAGUUUGAGCUCAAAAUCCUCGCGGACAUUGGUUUCGUCGGUAUGCCCAACGCUGGCAAGAGCACGCUGCUGCGCGCACUGACAGGCGGCCGGGCCAAGAGCGAGGUGGCAAGCUAUGCAUUCACUACUCUGAAUCCCGUUGUCGGUAUCGUCCGCGUGGCUGACGAUGGAACGUUCGAGGGCAGCGUCAAGCCCGAACAGGUUUAUGACGAAACCGUCGUCGAAGAGGCACAGAAGCAAAGCCAGAUGCAGGACGGCGGACUCGCGGAUGCCCUCACCCGCAAUCAAACGGCCGAGCGACAUGCGACACUGCGGGCGGACCCUACGCGUGGAGGAUACCAUUUCGAUCUCGCAGAAACCUUUCGUUUCACGAUUGCAGACAACCCUGGUCUGGUGCACGAUUCGUCCGAAAACGUGGGACUCGGGCACUCGUUCCUGCGUUCGAUGGAGCGCUCGCUCGCUUUGGCCUACAUUGUCGAUCUGUCGGGGCCUGCACCCUGGGACGAGCUGCUUGUGCUGCGAGACGAGCUCGAAAAAUACCAGCCUGGAAUGAGCCGCAAGGGCGGAUGGUUAUUGCCAACAAGGCAGAUCUGCUUGGGGGUGAUGGCGAUCCAGACGCCGUCGCCGAGGCCAAAGCCAAACUGCGGCGGCUCGAAACGAUUGUGUCUGACAGGAUGGUCACCGGAGAAGGGCGUCAUCUGGACAUUGUCCCUGUUUCAGCCAAGUACGGCCAGAAUCUCACUCGAGCGGUUGGGUUGA